This is a messenger RNA of Chelmon rostratus (copperband butterflyfish), 1697 nucleotides long. It is a transcript of the gene rbm42, whose product is annotated as RNA binding motif protein 42. The record is from RefSeq and is a predicted model, not a curated record. Lineage: Eukaryota; Metazoa; Chordata; Actinopteri; Chaetodontiformes; Chaetodontidae. Gene Ontology annotation, molecular function: mRNA binding. Bases 342 to 1559 code for a protein of 405 amino acids. The transcript has 12 exons.
AACUGGAAUGCUAGAAGAUAUCGUUCAGGAAACAUACCCACAACCUGUACAGUAGCUAGUUAUUGCGUGUUUACUUUUUGAACCUAAUUAUUCCUGGUAGGUAAAUAGGUUUUCAGUUUUCCAGAAAUAAGUACGGGGAUUUUACAGCGGUAAGCGUUGAUGUUAGUGGUUAGGUGGUUGAUACAUUAGAGCUAGGUUGCUUGCAUGCUCAGCUAGCUUCCGAUGUGCGAGCUAACGCUACUUAGCGAGUUGAAACCCCUAGCGUGGUAAAGUUCGGUUAACUUAGUCAGGAAAAGGUAGCUAACGAUUCAUAUCGAAAGUGUCGAAAUUGGAUACUAAGCAUGGCGCUCAAAUCAGGAGAGGAGCGGCUGAAAGAGAUGGAGGCUGAAAUGGCUCUUUUUGAGCAGGAGGUUCUUGGUGGUUCUGUACCAGUAUCAGGAAGCCCACCUGUUAUGGAUGCAGUUCCUGUAGCUCAUUCCGUUCCAGGGGUUCCUAUAGUGCGGCCCAUUAUAGGUACCAACACCUACAGACAGGUCCAGCAGACAUUAGAAGCCAGAGCUGCUAGUUUUGUUGGUCCCCCACCACCGGCCUUUAUGGGAUCAGUCCCUCCAGUACGUCCUCCCAUGAUGAGACCGGCUUUUGUCCCCCAUAUCCUGCAGAGACCUGGUGGUCAGAGGCUACAGAUGAUGCGUGGCCCUCCAAUAGCACCUCCUCUUCCCCGGCCUCCUCCACCACCUCCCAUGAUGCUCCCUCCUACUGUUCAGGGACAGUCACCUCAGAUUGCUUCUCAGCCCAUCCAGCACCUGGCUGCUGCACCUCAGGUCACUGAUAUGGUUUCAAUGGUGUCAGCCUCAGCCUCAGCCACAAGACAGGGAGCCUCAACUCCCAUCAAAACGACACCAUCAAUCAUUCAGGCAGCACCAACCGUGUACUCUGCUCCUCCUGCCCCUGUUGGACAUAAAAGAAAUGAUGUUAGAGCUCAGCGACAAGCUAGAAUGGAGGAACUUGCAGCACGGGUUGCAGAGCAGCAGGCAGCAGUGAUGGCAGCAGGUCUACUCGACAAGAAAGAAUCUGAAGACAGCAGUACCGUCAUUGGACCCAGCAUGCCUGAGCCUGAGCCCCCCCACACUGAGCCUGUGGAAAGCACUACAGAGGACAAAAAGAAAGCAAAGGUGGAGAAGGUGAAGAAGUGUAUCCGUACUGCAGCAGGAACCAGUUGGGAGGACCCCAGCCUGUUGGAGUGGGAUCCAGAUGAUUUCCGUAUAUUCUGCGGUGAUCUCGGUAAUGAGGUCAAUGAUGACAUUCUGGCCAGAGCCUUCAGCAGAUACCCGUCUUUCCUCAAAGCCAAGGUGGUGAGAGACAAACGUACAGGAAAGACAAAAGGCUAUGGCUUCGUCAGCUUCAAGGAUCCAAAUGACUAUGUCAGAGCCAUGAGAGAGAUGAAUGGGAAGUACGUUGGCAGUCGUCCCAUCAAACUGAGGAAAAGCAUGUGGAAGGACCGCAACAUCGAAGUGGUUCGUAAGAAACACAAAGAGAAGAAGAAACUGGGCCUCAGAUAGUAUUUAUACAAAUGGCACUGAGUGUGUUGUGCACCAACGUGCACAGACAAAAACACUGUGAGACAAUGGCUGUUAUUUUGAUCUGUCCACUCAUGAGCCCCCCCCCCCCCCCCUUUCCUUAAAUAAAACUCAUUUCUA